GCCGCAGCGGAGCCCGGGCCCUGCCGGACGGUGACGGGGGAGGUGGGGGGUAGAAAGAUGGAACUGUCUUCUGGAAAACUUGCUAGGUUUGCUGAUGGAUCUGCUGUUGUCCAGCUAGGUGACACAGCAGUAAUGGUCACAGCAGUCAGUAAAACUAAGCCUUCUGCAUCUCAGUUUAUGCCAUUAGUGGUCGACUAUCGUCAGAAAGCUGCUGCAGCAGGAAGAAUUCCUACAAACUAUCUAAGAAGAGAACUUGGUUCCACUGAUAAAGAAAUUCUUACAAGUAGAGUAAUAGAUAGGUUAGGCUACUUUUAUGAUACACAGAUCCUUUGUAAUCUUUUAGCAGUAGAUGGUGUGAAUGAUCCUGAUGUUCUGGCAAUUAAUGGAGCUUCUGCAGCACUUGCAUUAUCUGAUAUCCCAUGGAAUGGUCCUAUUGGUGCAGUGAGGGUAGGACUUGUUGAUGGAGAAACUAUUAUCAAUCCAACUCGAAAACAGAUGUCUUCUAGUGCUUUAAAUUUAGUUGUUGCUGGAGCUCCUCAAAAUCAAGUUGUUAUGUUGGAAGCAACUGCCGAGAAUAUAUUGCAACAAGACUUCUGUCACGCCAUCAAAGUCGGGGUGAAGCAUACCCAGCAAAUAAUUCAGGGAAUUCAACAACUAGUGAAAGAACGAGGUGUUGUCAAGAGAACUGUUCAGAAGUUAUUUGUUGCUCCUGAGGAGAUUGUGGAAUGUGUAAAGAAACUUGCUUUUAACAAGAUCUAUGCGGUGUUCACAGAUUCUAGCCAUGAUAAAAUUUCUAGAGAUGAAGCAAUUAACAAAAUAAGGCUUGAAACAGAAGAACAGCUGAAAGAAAAAUUUCCAGAGGCUGAGCCUUAUGAAAUCAUGGAAUCUUUCAAUGUGGUUUCAAAGGAUAUUUUUAGAAAUCUUGUUCUGAAUGAAUAUAGAAGGUGUGACGGGAGAGAUUUGACUGCCCUCAGAGAUAUUAAAUGUGAAGUGAACAUGUUUAAAAUGCUUCAUGGAUCAGCCUUAUUUCAGAGAGGUCAAACACAGGUUCUCUGUACAGUUACAUUUGACUCUAUAGAAUCAAGCGUAAAAUCAGAUCUUAUCUCAACAGCAGUGAGUGGAAUAAAAGAUAAAAACUUCAUGCUGCAUUAUGAGUUUCCUCCUUAUGCAACUAAUGAGAUUGGCAAAGUUACUGGUAUGAACAGAAGAGAACUUGGACAUGGUGCACUUGCAGAAAGAGCUUUGAAACCAAUUAUUCCCCAGGAUUUCCCAUUCACAAUACGAAUUACUUCUGAAGUCUUAGAGUCAAAUGGGUCCUCUUCAAUGGCUUCUGCAUGUGGUGGAAGUUUGGCGUUAAUGGAUGCAGGAGUUCCAGUAUCAAGUGCAGUGGCAGGUGUAGCAAUAGGUCUCAUUACCAAAUGCAGUCAGGAAAAAGGAGAUAUUGAGGACUAUCGUCUGCUGACAGACAUCCUGGGAAUUGAAGAUUACUACGGUGAUAUGGAUUUCAAGAUGGCAGGUACUAAUAAAGGAAUAACUGCCUUGCAGGUUGAUCUAAAACUGCCAGGAAUACCAAUAAAAAUUGUAAUGGAAGCUAUUCAGCAAGCUACAGCUGCAAAGAGGGAGAUUUUACAAAUUAUGAACCAAACGCUGGCGAAACCCAGACCUAACAGAAAAGAAAGUGGACCAGUUGUAGAAACUAUCCACGUUCCAUUAUCAAAAAGGUUAAGAUUCGUUGGUCCUGGGGCCUAUAAUUUGAAAAAACUUCAAGCACAGACCGGUGUAACUGUAAGUCAGCUGGAUGAAGAGACGUAUUCUGUGUUUGCCCCCACACCUAGUGCUAUGCAUGAAGCAAGAGAAUUUAUCCGUGAAAUCUGCAAAGAUGAUCAGGAAGUUAAUUUAGAAUUUGGUGCAGUUUAUACAGCCACGAUAACUGAAAUAAGAGAUUCUGGAGUGAUGAUAAAAUUGUAUCCAAACAUGACACCAGUGUUACUUCAUAAUUCACAACUUGAUCAAAGAAAGAUUAAACAUCCUAGUGCCCUGGGAUUAGAAGUUGGACAAGAAAUUCAGGUUAAAUACUUUGGACGUGAUCCAACUGAUGGUAGAAUGAGGCUUUCACGUAAAAUUCUACAGUCACCAGCCACAACUGUGCUUAAAACCCUAACCGACAAAAACAGUAUUGUCCUGGGAGGUACCAUUUCACAGUCAUCUACUUCAUCCCAGUGACAGGAGAAAAGGCGUGAUAGCUUGUGGAAAUACAAGCGACCUUUGCUAGAGUCUGUAGAUGUCUUCGCAAGAAUCUGCAGGUGGAUGGUAGAGAAUCAUAUUUUUAAAAUAGACACUAUUUAUGUUUAAAGGUGAUGUAGAACUUCAAAGUCUUCAAAUUG
This is a messenger RNA of Nipponia nippon (crested ibis), 2384 nucleotides long. Lineage: Eukaryota; Metazoa; Chordata; Aves; Pelecaniformes; Threskiornithidae. The record is from RefSeq and is a predicted model, not a curated record.